GGACAUCGGAAUCUUAGUAAUUAUUCCCUUCCGACAGUGGAUUCCGUUUUUACUGAUUGAGUAAGGAUCCCUAAAAAUAAACAUCUGAUGAAUACCGAAUACAUUUGUUUGAAUACGGAAGCCGUUUUAAAAACUUUUGUAAACACACUGGGAUUGGGGAAAAUCUUAGACUAUAUGAAAGAGUUGGCAAAUCGUUAUGUAUUCGAUGAAUGAACAAGCUCUUCAAUGAAUAUAAAAAAGGUACAAAAAUACAUAAGAAGAAAGGCUUCUAAAAUUUAACUUUUUUUAACAUGUUAUGGAAUUAUACAUUGCAAUAAUGUGACUCGCACGCCGGUUUCAAGGGUUCGGUAGCUAGAGUCUGAGGGAUCGAGUUCCGGUCGAAUAAAUGUAGAAUAAGAAUUUCUCUAUAUUGUCUUAGGUCUGGGUGUUUAUGUUAUCUUUGUUAUUUCAGAUUUCCAUAACAAAAGUACUAAUUUGGGACAGCAAUGUAUGUGAUGUUGUCUGAUAUUUAUUAUUAUAAAUUUAUUCGUUAUUUGAGAUUUUUUACAAAUUACUAAAUUACAGAAAGAAUGACUAUUCAUUAAAAUAACAUUUAAAAGCAAUAAUUUUAGCAUAUACCUGAACUAGUUUAGUAUUUGGGUCAAAUAACUGCUUCUUAGGUUUAUCUUAGGAUAAAAUUGAUAAAAAACCCAGUUUAUUAUUUUAGUCGGACGGUGACUACUAAUCACAAUAAUAAACCAAAAAACAAGAAUAUAAAGAAGCUGAGAAUCCCCGCAGACUACAAAAUAACUUUACUGAAUUCAAUUAACGUUUUUUAUUUAUUAUAUAUUUAUUUCCCGCCUUAUUUACGUUUCGUUGCAGUCGGUUUUAUAUUACCAAAUUAAUUAAACAAUACUCACCUUACCCUUCAUCCUUUUGAACAUAGCGUAGGUAAGGAGUUGACAUGCAUUGUUCCCUAAUGCUUACCACACCUAAUAAUGGUAAAAGUCAAACAAUGCCCAUAAAAAUAACUAGUGUUCCAUACUAAUGGAUCUUUUCUAUGACCCGUCAAUCAGUCUCAUGGUAUUAAGAUAUAUAAAGAGGACGGAAAAUAGUCAACAUCUUAGUAAUGUUAUAGAAUCCGCAAAUACUAGUUGCCGACAUGAUAACAAGAUCUUUCUUCACUUUCAUUAUGUGCUGUGGGUUUUUUAUUUUUCUGCAGUCCAUGAUCCCAAAGGCUAUUGCUUUAAAGAAAACAUCAGACAUAAAAGAGUACAUGGUAGGAGAACAAAGGACACGUAGACGGCAAAAUUAUGUGGAGAAGAUGGCUUUGGACAACGAAUUGUUUGAUAAUGUCGAUGAUAUAGGCCAACCGUACAUAAUUAAGGCUACUGACGUGGACGGAAAUAAAGAAGAAUUGCCAGCUCUCAUUGUGGACUAUGCAAACAUGAUAAGAAACGAUAUAAUACUAUUGGAUAAUUCCGUAGAAACAAGAACUCAUAAAAGAGGCAAUGUAGAAGUGAAAAAACAUGUGAGACUAAACUCUAUAGUAAUCAAAUUAAUAUUUGUUUUUUUUUUAAUGUACUAAUAUAUAUUGCAUUAUAUUUUUUACAGCGAGCAAUACCAGAUGCACCUUGUAGCUGCGAAUACAAUGUAAGUUACGAUUUUUAGAUUAAAGCAAACUUUUAAAAUAUAUUUUUCAUCAGAAAAGCUAAUAUAUUUUUUUCCUUUAUAGAAAGAUAUAAUUGAUUUGGGUGAGAACUAUUAUCCUCGAUUUUUGGAAGUUCGAAAUUGUAGCAACCAGAUGUGUAGACUACCUCUGAAAUGUCAGCCUAACACAUAUGAAUUGACUAUAUUAAAAAGAAGGACGAGUGCAUCGGAAAUAUCCCCCGUAGAAAUACCGAACGACCUGAAACAUCGUUGGAUUGCAAAUAAACAAUCUGUCACUAUAGGAUGCAUGUGUAUCAGAGAUUAUAUCAUAGACAAUAACUAACACAAACAAACCUAUAGACCAGAAAUACCUCAAACAACUCUAGUUUAAUUUUGGAACUACCUAUAUUUAAGUAAAAAUUAUAUUAAAUUAGUGAUAUUUAAAGAUGAAUGUAUUAUUUCAAUGAACUAGACAUCUAGUCAUAUUCGUUAUUAUAACCAUUCUGGGCAACUAUAAGUUAUGUAAUAAAAAAAAAUCUUAUUUAAAAUUUAUUUUAUUUUAAAAUAAUUACUUAUAUUAUACACACAUAUAAGCUACAUACCAACAUGUAAGAUGUAACAAAAACAUUGUACAUAAUAAAAUACUGUGAACAUACUAUUACAUAGAGAAAACAAUUAUGAUAUUAUACAUCUUGUAUUGAAAAACAUAUGAAAAAAUGACCAUCACAAUUUUCCAUUUCUUUUCAACAAUAUAAUCUAAUGUAAAGUAUAAACACAAAAAAUAACAAAUGUCUCCGUCAUUAUGUAAACAAAAUGACUUCCUCGUUCUAUUUAUAAUGUGAGUAGUAAAUCAGAAGUCCUUUUUGUCAUGCAUUCACAAUAACACAAUCACUACACAUAAAUAAACUCAAUAAUCAUCAAGUGGAAUAUAUUUUUGAUUCCUAUUUUUUUCUCUCUUUGGAAUUUAAACAAAUGGAACGUCUAAAAACAAAAAAAAAAUUACAAUGUCUUGCGUAUUUGCGGUUUCGAUUUGUUUAUAGAAUCAAUCUACACGAAAUAAAUUCUAUUUUUAAACUAUUAUUCAAAUCGGCUAACAAAAUCAUAUAUCUUUGGCCGCGGAAUUAAGAUACGUACAA
Messenger RNA from Diatraea saccharalis (sugarcane borer), 2765 nucleotides. NCBI's taxonomy places the organism in Eukaryota, Metazoa, Arthropoda, Insecta, Lepidoptera, Crambidae. The record is from the annotation of a GenBank genome assembly.